AUGCUUCAGAAGAAGAAGAAUGCCGUUUUGGUGGAUGGUGUCAUCCUAAAUGGUCCGAUAAUGGACUCAAGAGCAGGAGAGAAGUUUGUGGAAGAGGCCUGUAAGAUUAUCAUGGAAGAAAUCAUCCAGAAAGCUGAUGAUGUAACAGAAAAGGUUUGUGAGUGGCGAGCCCCUGAAACACUGAAACAGAUGCUUGACCUGGAAAUGAGGGACACUGGAGAAUCUCAUCAGAAACUCUUGCAACUCUGCAGGGAUGUUAUAAAAUACAGCGUCAAAACUGGUCAUCCAAGAUUUUUCAAUCAGCUGUAUGCUGGAAUAGAUUAUUACUCGUUAGUGGCCCGUUUCAUUACAGAAGCACUGAACCCAAGUGUAUACACGUAUGAGGUAUCCCCUGUGUUUCUGCUGGUGGAAGAAGCAGUCAUCAAGAAAAUGAUUGAGUUCAUAGGAUGGGAAGAAGGUGAUGGUAUAUUUAAUCCAGGUGGCUCCGUUUCUAAUAUGUAUGCUAUGAACUUAGCAAGAUACAGAUUUUGUCCUGAGAUAAAGGAAAAAGGGCUUUCAGGUUUGCCAAGACUGGUCCUGUUCACUUCAGAAGAGUGUCAUUACUCAAUGAAGAAGGCAGCCUCUUUCCUGGGUAUUGGUACAGAGAAUGUUUAUUUCAUCAAAACAGAUGAAAGAGGUAAGAUGAUACCUGAGGAACUGGAGAAACAAGUCCAGCGGGCCAGGAAAGAGGGGUCAGCACCAUUUCUUGUCUGUGCUACAGCAGGCACAACAGUUCUGGGAGCAUUUGAUCCUCUGGAUAAAAUUGCCGAUAUCUGUGAAAAGCAUGGCCUUUGGCUCCAUGUUGACGCUUCUUGGGGUGGCUCAGCUUUAAUAUCGAGGAAGCAUUGCAGACUUCUUCAUGGCAUCCACAGGGCUAAUUCUGUUGCCUGGAAUCCCCAUAAAAUGCUGUUGGCAGGAAUCCAGUGCUGUGCUCUUCUGGUGAAAGACAACUCUGGGCUCCUGAAGAAGUGUUACUCUGCCAAGGCCUCCUACCUGUUUCAGCAGGUCAAGUUCUACGAUGUCAGCUAUGACACUGGUGACAAGUCUAUUCAGUGCAGCAGGCGUCCGGAUGCAUUCAAGUUCUGGCUGAUGUGGAAAGCCCUGGGAACCACAGGCCUGGAGGAGAGAGUGAACAGGGCACUGGCUUUAGCUAGAUACCUAGUGGAGGAAAUUAAGAAAAGAGAAGGAUUCCAGCUUCUUUUGGAACCGGAGUAUGCAAAUGUUUGCUUUUGGUACAUUCCACCAAGCUUAAGAAAAAUCGAGGAUGGACCUGAAUUUCAGCAGAAGCUACACCAGGUUGCUCCUGUAAUUAAAGAAAGGAUGAUGAAGAAGGGCAGCAUGAUGCUUGGGUACCAGCCUCACCAGGGCAAAGUCAACUUCUUCCGCCAGGUGGUGAUCAGCCCGCAUGUUAGUCGUGAGGACAUGGACUUCCUGCUGGAUGAAAUUGAACUGCUUGCUAAGGACUUGUAG
Messenger RNA from Apaloderma vittatum (bar-tailed trogon), 1509 nucleotides. RefSeq names its product glutamate decarboxylase-like 1 (gene GADL1). The record is from RefSeq and is a predicted model, not a curated record. The coding region runs from base 1 to 1509 and encodes 502 amino acids. Gene Ontology annotation, molecular function: carboxy-lyase activity; pyridoxal phosphate binding. The transcript has 14 exons. Gene Ontology annotation, cellular component: cytoplasm. Gene Ontology annotation, biological process: carboxylic acid metabolic process. NCBI's taxonomy places the organism in Eukaryota, Metazoa, Chordata, Aves, Trogoniformes, Trogonidae.